GCUAAUGUGCACCAGGGCAUUGCUCAUAUUUUCCAAGCAUUACCAUGGUGCACCUAUUGUUUCGUCAGCUUCCCAGCACAGUGUGUUUUGAUCAAAACAUGGUGCCCUUGCAGGGGGGCCUCCGUCUGUAGUUUCAUUGCUGACAGUGCCAGUACUGGAUGCUCACAAGAAAGUAUGAGAGAACCUGUAGUCAUCAUUACAUAACAGGAUCCCCAAAGGGGAAGUGUUUUUCUAAUCCUGUCAGCUAGUGGUUGUAUUUUAUAAAGCAAAAGGAUUUAGCUCCACUAUAACUGUUUAUACAAAUAUUUAAUCCUUUUCACAAUCCCACUAAUCCCAUGAACACAGUUAUCUCUUGUAGCAUUGAACUCCAGUGUUACAUCUGGAUUCUGUAAGGAAAUCUGUCCUUUUAUUGGUUUUAGUGUAGCGUUCACAUGAUCAUCUUCUGGGCAUCAGGUAGUUAUUUGUCAGAGCCAAUAGUGAUUCUUCCCCUCUGUUUGGCACUAGUGAAGCCACAUCUAGAGUACUGUGUCCAGUUUUGGGCCCUCCACUACAUAAAGGAUGUGGACAAAUUAGAGAGAGUCCAGCAGAGAGCAACAUAAAUGGUUAGGGGCUGAGGUGCAUGACUUCUGAGGAAAGGCUGGGGGAACUGGACUUAUUUUGUCUGAUGGAGAGAAGACUGAGAGGAGAUUUAAUAGCAGCCUUCAAAUACCUGACGGGUGGUUCCAAAGAGGAUGGCGCUAAACUGUUCUCAGUGGUGGCAGAUAACAGAACAAGGAGAAACAGUCUCAAGUUGUGGCAGGAAGUUUAGUUUAGAUAUUAGGACAUUUUUUCUCAUGAGAAGUUUAGUAAAACACUGGAACAAGUUACCCAGAGAGGUUGUGGAAUCUCCAUCCUUGGAGGUUUUUAAGACCCAGCUAGACAGAGUCUUGGCUGGGAUGAUCUAGUUGGGGAUGGUCCUGCUUUGAGCAGGGUGUUGGACUAGAUGACCUCCUGAGGUCCCUUCCAGCCCUCAUUUUCUAUGAUUCUAAGUGGCAUUCACCAGCUGAGGUGAUAGCUGUUCCAACUGGCUGGGAAUUUCCUCUGCAUUGUCUGUAAACAUGCUGUUUUGACGUGUGCUUGUUGAAGGGUGCCAUCAGAUGUCAUAGAGUAGCUGUUCAGAUAGUAUGUCAAGUCAAGGUCAUAUGCAGUGAUUGGCCUGUAACACUGCCCAAAUUGUAUUCCUAACUUAAAUUGUUUUAUUACUGACAACAUAUGGAAUGUCGCUUAAAUAUGACUGUGUGUGAAACUGGCUAUGUAAUGUGACAUGCAACAUCCCAAAAUGUUAUAUUCUUUCCAUAUAAGUCACUGUGACUAUGGUAGAGAGCAAGACUGAGUACAUGGAGAAUUGGAUUGUUGUCAUCCCAUACAGAGAUUAAUUGUUUCUGAAUGUGUUAUACUGACCACCUGGGCUGUACAGAAUGGUAUGAUACUGCUUUUAUUAUUAAGAUGUGUUUCUGUUGCUUCUUUCUCCAUAUUCAUGAUACUGAUGCAUGGAAACUGUUUCUUAAUAGUUGUGCUCAGACCUGUCUCCCAUAUUUCCCUAGAGGUGGGUGGAAGUUUUGGUAAUGUUUGCCCUGUACUCCUAUUGAGUGCAAUUCACAUGCAGAUUAGCUGAGACUGUAGUUUUGUAGCAUAGGACCUAUAGUUUAGGGUGAUUUUCAGCCUCCCUGUUCUGAUCCCUCUCUCUCCCUUUUUACAUAGGUCCUGGGACAUAAAUGGGGUCCAUUAUUGCAACAGUUUUGCUGCUUCACUGAGUAAGAAAGGCUGGACAACCUACCUGAGUCUUUAGAUAUCUUGGUCUUUUUUCUGUUAUGUUUCUUUAGGCCACACUAACACUGUGAGGAACAUAUGUAUGUACAGUUCAUGAAUCCACUUUGAGACUGGAGACUCUGUGUCAGACUGCAAAUUCUGUUUUGAAUGAGGGCACAUUUGCCUUCCCUGCUGUAUUGAGAUAAGAACAGGACCUGAUGAGCACAAUUGCUGUGAGUUAAUAUAGUGAAAGGUAGUUUAGCACUAAUAGUAGUCCCUUCACAUGGAAAAUUUGUGGACAAAGGGCUGACUACUGCCUGCAUAAACUAAUUUUCCAAGUCUGAACUGGGGGAAGAAUCAAGGGGAUAACUAAGCAAUGGACCAUCUGGUGGGGAACUUUUGUUUAUGUGAUGAAGCUGAUACGGAGUGGGAGGGUCAGUGGUUAAGGGGUUAUAGAAUAUUCUCUUUCUGGCCUUUUCAAGGGUAAAUGGAAAGAAACCUAGUAUGGAGAACAGAAUCCAAGCCCCAAAGGGAAAGGAGGGUAUUCUGGACAACAUCAUAGAGCAGUCCAACUGCAGUCCAAGAACUUUCAGUUUUGGUGAGAAAGUUAGGCAGGGAAUGGUGUACAGAAGUAUUGUGGGUUUUUUUAGAUCUUAUUGAUUUCUGGGAUCUUAACAAAACUGAUUUGCUUCCACUAUUGCACAUUCCUGAUCUGUAAACCCAGGGAGCCCACAGGUUGCAGCUGCUAAAGGGUGUGCUACAGUGGCGUAAGGAUUCAGCACUGGGUCACUAGGCUGCAACCUGAUAACAGAAAGGCUGUACUCUGGAAGUCUGCUAGGGAGGCUAAAGAAAGAGCCAGUGCUGGAGCUUACUUGAAAUCAAGGAGACAGAGCAUCUAGGUCUAGGUAGGAGCAAAACACAGCAGCCUGGUGAAUGUCUGGUUGGGGCAGACAGCCAGGGCUCUGAUUUUCUGAUUAUUUCAUGAUUCCCCCGUAAUGGCUCACAUGGAUCCAAAUAGGAGUCACAGGGGCAUAUCACAUGUUAAGGAAUUAGACUCAGAGGGUGAGAAGCAAUUUAAGUAGUUAAUUUUUGUGGGUAAUAAAAUCCCUAUUUCUUUCUUGUUAUUUCUAUUAUGAUAGUGCUUAAAGGCUUCAACCUAGAUUGGGGAUUCUUUUGUGCUAAAUGCCCUAUGUACACGUCAGGAGACUUGAAGGGAUCACAGUUUAAACAGACCAAGCCAGAUGGAGUUACUAUUAUUAUCCACAUCCUACAGUUGACAAAGCUGGCACAGAGAUGUAGGAAUUUGCACCAGGCCAUACAAGUAGCCUAUAGCUCAGUGUUUUGCAUCCCCUGGAUUAGGGGUCAGGCUGCUCUAUGUAUGUAUGGGUGUGUAACAAGAGACAACAAACGGAUAGAGGCGGACAGGAGCACAAUAGAAACUCCUUGCAUGUAAGCAAGUGCUUGUUGGUCCAUUAAAGAGAGUAAAAACAGAAAUACCCAUUUUUAUAAGCCUGUUAGAUUUUAUCUGUAUUCAAACAUGAGGCAUCUUCUAGACCAAAUUAAUUUUCAGGCACUUUUUUCUUAAUUAGUUUAGGUCUGAAGGAAAAAGUUAUUUUGUUUCACAACGAAACUAAUAUUUUAAUAUUACAUAAGUACUUUUUGGCUGUGUGUCAUUCUUUAUGCUUUAUUAGGAAUAUGGAAUUAUACAAUUUAUACACAAAACAGUUUAUUUUAUCUAGUUUCCAGAGAUCAUAUUUUUUUAAACUUAACAUAAGGCAGGGAGUUUUCAGUUGAGGAUUAAUCUGGUUAGAAUCUAGACUCUCCUGUGGAGGAAACCUGCAGAUUGAUGUUUGCAUUUGGUUUAAAUUAAUCAAAGGUGUAAUGCACACAAUAACUUCAAGUUUACACUUCUGACAAUUGGAGGAUAUUCUCUCAUAUCGGAGGAAGUCUCCAAGGCUAAUAGCUACAAUACCCGGAGGGUUACCUUGUGACUUCACAUCGUUACAAGAAUAGAAUAUUCUCUGUGUCCUUUUUAAAGUUCAAGCCCUGCUUGCAGUACUUGCAUGAAUAGCCCAAUUGAAGUCAUGUGUAUAAAUCAAAGAACAGAAUCAUAAGUGAAACAAUCAGGAUUUUACCCUGAAGUCUAUUGACUUAAGACUAGUUUUUUAUUACAGUAACUGCAUAAAUUCUUGUAUGUGAAUAUUAAAAAAACAAAAACAAACAAGAUAAAACCAACCUCCAAAAUAAUUAAAGGGUUUCAAAACAUGGCUUACCAUGUACAUACUCAUUAUGGUUAGUGGUAGAAUGAUGUUGUAGCCAUGUUGGUCCACAGAUUAUGAGGCAAGGAUUUUUUGGGGGUGCUAUCUUUUAUUGGCCCAGCAUCUGUAUUGCUGGGAUAAGGUUAGACAAGCUUUUGAAGGCAAAGCAUUCUUCAGGUCAGAAAAGAGGAAUGCUUUGCUUUCAAAAAUGUGUAUUGAAUCAGUCUAUAAAUGUAGAAUUUGAAACUGUUUCAAGUUCUCUUUCUUUUAACUUUUUCCAAGUCUCUGAAGAGCUUACAUCAUAGGUUAAGUCUGCUGUUCAUGCCUAAGCAUGUCUGCUCUUGCUCAUGCUUAACAGUGAAUGCUGCGGCAAUUGACCAAUUCCCUUCCUUGGGUUUCGCUUGUCAACAAACAUGUCAUUUAAAAAGGUGGUAACAUUCUGCUCCUCUCGCUUCCCUAUUCUGCAAUCGGGAUUGACAGUCAUGUACACAUGUAAACAUCAUCCAGGUAACUAAGAAACUCGGAGUAUUUAAGCAGGUGUGACUCGAGACUGUUUCUCCUUCCCUAUUAGAGGGGUGCCACGCAGGUUGGCCUGUGGUAUUACUGAGCUGCUCAAGAAAGAUUUGUAAAAGUGCCACCAUGUGUUUUGGCAAGUGUGCUAAGUGCAUUGGAUACAAGCUGCUCAUUUUUGCCGUGUUUUGCAUUGUGGCAAACAUUUUGCUUUACUUUCCUAAUGGUGAAACAAGGUAUGCUUCAGAAUAUCGUCUUAGCAAGUACACACGGUGCCUCCAUGGCAUUGUAGGAGGAGGCCUCCUGAUAUUCAUCCCUGCUGCUGUGUUCAUUAGCCUAGAACAUGAGAACUGCUGCGGGUGUGGCGGCCAUGAGAACUGUGGGAAAAGCUGCGCCAUGCUGUCCUCUGUUCUGGCGGCCUUCAUUGGAAUCCUUGGUUCUGGAUACUGUAUCAUCAUUUCAGCUCUGGGUUUAUCACAUGGGCCUUACUGCUUGUCCAGCACAGAAAAUACCUGGGUCUAUCCUUUCCAUAACUCCUCUGGAGAGUACCUCCUGGAGCAGAACAGGUGGUCUGAGUGCCAGGAGCCACGAAACAUUGUUGGAUGGAAUGUGACCCUCUUUUCCAUUCUUCUGUUCCUGGGGGGAAUUGAGUUCAUUCUGUGUUCCAUCCAAGUAAUCAAUGGCUUUAUCGGUGGAGUAUACAAGAUGUGCUGCCAUCAUGACGAGAAGUAUGUUUGCUAGGAUGUCCACACGGGAAAAUGGAGUGAAAUCACUGUAAUAUGUUUUGUAAAACAUUGCUAUUUUGUAUUGUACAUAAUGUUAUGUAUUGUUGUCAAGCUGCACUGCCAAUAUUAAUUUAAGAGAUGCCAGGCCAGGUUCUGUUCAUUGGAAUCCUACAUGUGACUCUAAGAACUCAACAGUAGUGUCUCUGCGCCUGAAGGCAGAGUUUGGCCUACUGAAUUUCUCUGUAUGAAUAAAUAUAUACCUUGUUACCAGGAAUCCUGGUUUUCCCUGCUAAAAAAAAAAUCACAAAUUCUCUGAUUAAAAAAAAAUCACAAAUUCUCUGAUUAAAACCCCCCAAAUCUGCAAUUAAAAUGAAACCCCACUAUAUCUAUAAGUAUCAAUUAAACACAAUAUUUUAUUGAUAUAUUUACAAUUUUAAAGAAAUUUGGAAGCUUAUUAGUGCCUCAGUCACUAUAGUAAAAUAAAUUUUAAGUACCUAUA
This is a messenger RNA of Alligator mississippiensis (American alligator), 5780 nucleotides long. It is a transcript of the gene TM4SF1, whose product is annotated as transmembrane 4 L six family member 1. The coding region runs from base 4686 to 5297 and encodes 203 amino acids. The transcript has 5 exons. NCBI's taxonomy places the organism in Eukaryota, Metazoa, Chordata, Crocodylia, Alligatoridae. Gene Ontology annotation, cellular component: membrane. The record is from RefSeq and is a predicted model, not a curated record.